This is a messenger RNA of Drosophila guanche, 1752 nucleotides long. It is a transcript of the gene Gr66a, whose product is annotated as gustatory receptor for bitter taste 66a. Gene Ontology annotation, biological process: sensory perception of taste. The record is from RefSeq and is a predicted model, not a curated record. The transcript has 3 exons. Gene Ontology annotation, cellular component: dendrite; neuronal cell body; axon. Lineage: Eukaryota; Metazoa; Arthropoda; Insecta; Diptera; Drosophilidae. Bases 81 to 1676 code for a protein of 531 amino acids.
GUGGGGCAACAAUUUAAUUAGGCUAAGUGCAUCGACAAUGUCCAGACUCGGUGGCAGAAGUUGCUCAGUCGAGUGUCAACAUGCCGCAGGUGCAGUCGGAGAGUUCGUCGGAAAGUGCGGUUCAGCCUUUGCUGCAGCAAUUUCAGCUGCUGUUUUACAUAUCCAAAAUUGCUGGUAUACUGCCGCAGGAUCUGGAGAAGUUUCGCACCAAGAAUGUGCUGGAGAAGUCUCGCAAUGGCAUGGUCUACAUGCUGGCCAUGCUGAUUGUGUAUGUGCUGCUUUACAAUGUUCUCAUUUACUCGUUCGGGGAGGAGGAUCGCACACUCAAGGCCUCGCAGAGCACCUUGACCUUUGUUAUUGGUCUAUUUCUCACCUACAUUGGCCUCAUUAUGAUGGGCACGGACCAGUUGACAGCCUUGCGUAAUCAGGGCAGGAUUGGGGAGCUCUACGAGCGCAUACGGCAGGUGGAUGAGCGUUUGUACAGGGAAAAGUGUGUGGUGGACAACAGUCGUAUUGGGGGACGCAUUCGUUUUAUGCUCAUCAUGACGUUCCUCUUUGAGCUCUCCAUUUUGUUGGCCACGUACAUCAAGCUCGUGGAUUACACCCAAUGGAUGUCUGUGCUGUGGAUUGUCUCGGCCAUUCCCACGUUCAUCAAUACGCUGGACAAGAUCUGGUUUGCUGUAUCGCUCUACGCGCUGAAGGAACGCUUUGAGGCCAUCAAUCAGACGCUGGAGGAGCUGGUGGCCACCCACGAGAAGUUCAAGCGGUGGCUGUGCGGCGAUCAGGAGACCAGCAGCCGUGCGCUGGACAGCUCACAGCCACCGGAGUACGACAGCAAUUUGGAGUAUCUCUACAAGGAGCUGGGCAGCUUGGACAUGGGCUCGCUGAAGGGCUCCGGCAGGAACAAAGUGGCGCCUGUUUCCCAUUCGAUGAACUCUUUUGGUGAAUCCAUUGAGGCCUCGGACAAGGCCACACAUCAAGCUCCUCCGAUAUCCGUGAAUAUGGCACACGAGAGCGAGCUGAGCAACGCCUCAAAAGUGGAGGAGAAGCUGAACAAUCUGUGUCAGGUGCACGAUGAGAUCUGUGAGAUUGGCAAGGCCAUGAAUGAGUUGUGGAGCUAUCCGAUACUCUCGCUGAUGGCUUAUGGUUUCCUCAUAUUCACAGCACAGCUUUAUUUUCUCUACUGCGCCACACAAUUCCAGUCGAUACCGUCGCUCUUCCGCUCGGCCAAGAAUCCCUUCAUCACGGUCAUUGCGUUGAGUUAUACGUCCGGCAAGUGUGUGUAUCUCAUCUAUCUGAGUUGGAAGACCUCUCUCGCCUCGAAACGCACUGGCAUCAGUCUGCACAAGUGCGGCGUAGUUGCGGAUGAUAAUUUGCUCUUUGAGAUUGUCAAUCAUUUGUCGCUGAAGCUGCUCAAUCACUCGGUGGACUUCUCCGCCUGCGGCUUCUUCACUCUGGACAUGGAAACGUUGUACGGCGUCAGUGGUGGCAUCACCAGCUAUCUCAUCAUACUGAUUCAAUUCAAUUUGGCUGCCCAGCAGGCCAAGGAGGCCAUUCAGACAUUCAAUUCGUUGAACGAUACCGCCAGCUUGGUGGGCGCUGCCACCGAAGUGGACAAUGUUAGCUCCACUCUGUAUGAUCUGGUGACCACCACCAUGCUAACGCCAACGGGUUGAACGUGUUGCUGAGUUGUAUUUGGUCUUUUUGCACCUUCCUUCCCGCACUUUUGUUCGCUUUCAGCACCUAAUAAAU